Molecule: messenger RNA, 1106 nt
Organism: Cebus imitator (Panamanian white-faced capuchin)
Lineage: Eukaryota; Metazoa; Chordata; Mammalia; Primates; Cebidae
Product: mastin-like
Exons: 5
Coding region: 1-906 (301 amino acids)
Biological process (GO): proteolysis
Molecular function (GO): serine-type endopeptidase activity
Source: RefSeq, a predicted model, not a curated record
AUGGACAUUUUGGGCCAGGGAGGAGAACGGGCUCCAGAGUCUGGUGCGGGGCGUGAGCAGGUGGGCAUCGUCGGGGGCUGCGACGUCUCGGCCAGGAGGUACCCCUGGCAGGUCAGCCUGAGGUUCUACAGCAUGAAGAAGGGCAAGUGGGAGCACAUCUGCGGGGGCUCCCUCAUCCACCGCAAGUGGGUGCUGACCGCUGCCCACUGCCUUGGGCCGGAGGAGCUGGAGGCCUGUGCGUUUAGGGUGCAGGUCGGGCAGCUGAGGCUCUAUGAGGACAACCAGUGGACGAAGGUGGCCGAGAUCCUCCGCCACCCCCAGUACAACGAGAGCCUGGCUGCCCAGGGCGGCGCGGACAUCGCCCUGCUGAAGCUGGAGGCCCCCGUGCCACUGUCCGAGCGGGUCCACCCCGUCUCGCUCCUGCCUGCCUCCCUGGACGUCCCCUCGGGGAAGACCUGCUGGGUGACCGGCUGGGGUGACAUUGGACAUGGAGAACCACUGCCCCGGCCCCUCAGCCUGCGGGAGGCGGUGAAGGUCAGGAGCAACGCCAUCUGCAACCAGAUAUAUUGCCACCGUUUUCCUUCCAACAACACGGAGCGAUUUGAGCAGGUCAUCAAGAACGGCAUGCUGUGUGCCGGGGACGGGAACCACAGCCCCUGCCCGGGCGACGCCGGGGGCCCCCUUGUGUGCAGGUGGAAUUGCACCUGGGUCCAGGUGGGGGUGGUGAGCUGGGGCACCUCCUGCAGUCACGGUGACUUCCCCGGGGUGUACGCCUGCGUGAUGAGCUACGUGUCCUGGAUCCGCCAGCACGUCCCUCCCUUCCCCGGGGCUGCAGGGGGUCCGCGUGAUGGAGGAGACCCCGCCUCCCAUGUGGACACCCUCCGCCCCUCCCCAGUUCCAGCCUGACUGUCCCGACACCCAGUGGUCCUCCGCCUGGCACCCACGUUUCCACUGCCCUUUCCUGCCCCUCAUGCACGUCCUGUCCUUCUCGAGGGAGAGCACUGGGCGGCUCUGCAGUCUGGUGUCUCCAGGAAGGUGGGUGUGUGAGGGAGCUGAGGACCCUGCUCUCCCACUGCCGCCUGCCCAGCCUGUGACUCUGAUUAAAC